Octopus bimaculoides (California two-spot octopus) is the source of this 3411-nucleotide messenger RNA. RefSeq lists its product as uncharacterized. NCBI's taxonomy places the organism in Eukaryota, Metazoa, Mollusca, Cephalopoda, Octopoda, Octopodidae. Gene Ontology annotation, biological process: regulation of transcription by RNA polymerase II. The record is from RefSeq and is a predicted model, not a curated record. Gene Ontology annotation, molecular function: RNA polymerase II cis-regulatory region sequence-specific DNA binding; DNA-binding transcription factor activity, RNA polymerase II-specific.
GCAGAAGAUGUGGGUGUGUCUGUCACAUGACACUUCCAUUUCUGCUGCAGACAUUUUCGGAUGACGAUAUCGAAAUUUGUCUUUUAACUUUCAAAGAUUUGCAGUGACUAAAUCUAUUUUUGCUCUAACCAUUCAUUUAUAUAGCACAAGAGAAUACCAGAUGACAUUGGCAUCACAGAAGAUGCACCUUCAAAACAUAUCACCUUUUCAAGACUAAGGGAAGAUGCUAUAUGGAUUAGAUAUUUAGCACUGCUUCUAUAAAUUUAUCCCAGAAUUCCAGUGAUAUUUCCUCUGAACUGAGAUUGUUAAACAAACCUCUGUUCAUCAUAAUCUUGAGUGUGUACAAAAUGAGUUUGUGUGCUAAUUAACCUUGGAUAUAUUUUCAAGUGUUGUUAGAUAUAGAUAACACUGGACAUAAAUACAGUAGCUGAAAAAAUUUGUAAGGAAUGAAUUAUUAACGCUAAAAUAAUAAGUGUAUAUAUAUAUAUAUAUCAUCAUUUAAUGUCUGCUUUCCAUGUUGGCAUGGGUUUGACUGAGGACUGGCAAGAAGCUAGGAGUCUGCACCAGGAUCCAAUUUGAUCUGUCAAGGUUUCUACAGCUGGAUGCCCUUCCUAAUUCUAACCACUCCAAGAAUGUAGUGGGUGCUUUUUCCACACUAUCCACAAUAUAUAUUUAUAUAUAUAUAUAUAUAGAGAGAGAGAGAGAGAGAGAAAUAUGCAUGCUCUGAUUUGAGGAAGAAGAUAUUGCAAAAAUAAAGUCACAAAAUUGAGGAAUUGAUUUCCACAGAAGACAUGCCUAAAGAUAUUGGAAAACCAUCGUAUAAAUGUGAUAUCUGUAAAAAGCCUUUCUCUGAGAAUAGUAACCUAACAAAACAUAGACGUAUUCAUACAGGAGAGAAGCCAUAUCAUUGUGAUAUUUGUGGUAAAUCAUUCUCUCAGAAUGGUAACCUAACUAAACACAAACGUAUUCAUACAGGUGAGAAACCAUAUCGGUGUGAUAUUUGUGGCAAAUCAUUCUCUGGAAGUAGUGAGUUAACUAUACACAAACGUAUUCAUACAGGAGAGAAGCCAUACCACUGUGACAUCUGUGGUAAAUCAUUUUCUGUGAGUAGUGUCUUGAUUUCCCACCAACAUAUUCAUACACGAAAGAAACCAUAUCAUUGUGAUGACUGUGGUAAAUCAUUCUCUCGAUUUCAUUACUUAACAUCACACAAGCAUAUUCAUACAGGAGAGAAGCCAUAUCAUUGUGAUAUCUGUGGUAAGUCUUUCUCUCAACGUAGUGACUUAACUAAACAUAAACGUAUUCAUACAGGAGAUAAGCCAUAUCACUGUAAUAUCUGUGGUAAAUCAUUUGCUCAAUGUAGUGGCUUAACAAAACACAAACUUAUUCAUACAGGAGAAAAGCCAUAUCAUUGUGAUGUCUGUGGUAAAUCUUUCACCCGAAAUACUUCCUUAACUUCUCACAAACGAAUUCAUACAGGAGAGAAACCAUAUCACUGUGAUUUCUGUGGUAAAUCAUUUUCUCGAUUUAAUUACUUAGCUUCUCAUAAGCUUAUUCACACUGGAGAGAAACCAUACCAGUGUGAUAUCUGUGGUAAAUCAUUCCCUGUAAGUUGUAACUUAACAACCCACAAACGUAUUCAUACAGGAGAGAAGCCAUAUCAAUGUAAUAUCUGUGGUAAGUCCUUCCCAGUGAGUUCUAACUUAACAACACACAAACGUAUUCACUCAGGAGAGAAGCCAUAUCACUGUGAUAUCUGUGGUAAAUCAUUCUCUGUAAGUAGCAGCUUAACGAUACAUAAACGUAUUCAUACAGGAGAGAAGCCAUACCAAUGUGAUAUUUGUGGUAAAUCAUUUUCUGAAAAUAUUCACUUAACAAUACACAAACGUAUUCAUGUAAGAGAAGAGUCAUACCAGUGUGAUAUCUGUGGAAAAUCAUUUUCUCAAAGUAGUCAUGUAACUAAGCACAAACGAAUUCAUACAGGGGAGAAGCCAUAUCACUGUAAUAUCUGUGGUAAAUCAUUCUCUGGAAGUGGUGACUUAACUACACACAAACGUAUUCAUACAGGAGAAAAGCCAUACCAAUGUGAUAUCUGUGGUAAAUCAUUCCCUCAAAGAGGUACCUUAACAAUACAUAAACGUAUUCAUACAGGAGAGAAGCCAUACAAAUGUGACAUUUGCAGGAAGACAUUCUCCCAAAGUAGUAAUUUAAGAAUACACAAACGUGUUCAUACAUGAUAGAAGCCACAUCACUGGGAUAUUUGUGGUAAUUCAUUCUCUCAAAAUCAUGACUUAACUGUAUCAAUGCAAGAAUCCUUGAAAAUUUUAAGCUCUACCUUAAACAAGGUGUGUUUAGCUUUGUGGACUUCAUUCACAGCUCUCUUUUUGGGGUAGUCUUUCACAACCGGUUGAACUUUUUCUGAUUCCACCUUUAAUUUCCUCUUACAGAUUGAAGGGAUAUGAUUUACUGUCAAAUUUCUUUGUAUGAAAAUCAUGAAUAUACCCCUUCAUCUGUAACUGUAAAUGUAUUCACAUUGGAAAGGAGACACAAACAGUGUGUCACAAUAGCUUCUCUGCACUGUAUUGUAUAUGAACAGAUCUAAACACUUGAGAUGAAUUAAUCUGUGAGAUAUUUUUGAUAAAAGCAAUUUCCUCCAGUCUUGUUUGGGAAGAACCAUAAAUAAUAAAGCCUAUAAACACACCAGUUUUAGUCUUUUACUUGUUUCAGUCAUUUGACUGCGACCAUACUGGAGCACUCAACUGCUAGGGUGUGACACUUUUUCACACAGCUGUCCUCAUUUAUUUGCAACACAUGUCCAUACCAGCACAGUCAUCGCUCUUGCACAUCACAACUGAUGCUUCUUAGAUCCAACUUUUCUCUCGGGGCACUUACACUCUGUCGUGUAUGCACACUGACAUUACACAUCCAUCGGAGCAUACUAGCUUCAUUCCUUGCAAGCUUACGUAUGUUCUCAGCAGUCACGGCCCAUGUUUCACUGCCAUGUAGCACAGCUGUUUGUACACAUGCAUCAUACAGUCUGCCUUUUACUGAGCAAAAGGCUGUUUGUCACCAGCAGAGGUAGGAGCUCUCUGAACUUUGCCAAGGCUAUUCUUAUUCUAGCAGCUACACUCUCAAAGCAACCACCAUCAGUACUGACUUGGUCACCUAGCUAUCAACUACUUGUAGAUUUUCUCCCCGGCUUGUGAUGGAAGCUGUUUUCUGCACAUUUUCUGUGUUUAUUGCCCCUGGGCAUUUGCCACACACAAAAACUAUCUUCCCAGAUAGCCUUCCUUUGGUAUUGCUGCACCUCUUAUAUAUAAAAUUUAGGAAAUAAACGGAUUCAUUCUGCCAGCUUCAGUUGCACAAGGUUUAUCAUUUCUACCUCAGCUGGAACUAAACCCCCAAAUUACU